This is a messenger RNA of Fomitiporia mediterranea MF3/22, 1260 nucleotides long. RefSeq lists its product as uncharacterized. NCBI's taxonomy places the organism in Eukaryota, Fungi, Basidiomycota, Agaricomycetes, Hymenochaetales, Hymenochaetaceae. Gene Ontology annotation, biological process: 'de novo' protein folding. Bases 105 to 857 code for a protein of 250 amino acids. The transcript is spliced from 3 exons. Gene Ontology annotation, cellular component: endoplasmic reticulum membrane; endoplasmic reticulum. The record is from RefSeq and is a predicted model, not a curated record.
UCGUCACGCUCCGCAACCUCCUUUCUUCAUCCCUUUUCCUCAUCUACCUUCAUCUCAAUCCAUCUCUGUUCUGCAUCGACAACUUCGUUAGGAUUGCUCUCACAAUGCAGCCGUGGCACGUCGUCUCGCUGCUUUCCCUGCUCCUUUCAACGUCGCUCCCUGCUGCUGGUCAAACUGUCGGCCUAGACUCAAUACACAACAAGACGGGACUCAGAGGCACUUGGGCAUCGGGCGCGAAGAAAGUAUUGACCGGACUUGGCUUUGCCAACCCUGCGAACACUUCCUUCGUGCAGCCAGACGUCUCAGGCAUCUCAUAUUCUUUCACUGAUGACGGCUUUUAUGAGGUCGCAAGAUAUCGCUUUACUGCGAACGGCACACAACCCUCUUGUCCCAAGAGUGCCAUGAACUGGGCACACGGGACCUACCAACUUCUAGACAACGGAUCCAUGACUUUCACUCCCUUCGGAGACGGAUACCAACUCAUCCAAGAUCCAUGCGGGCCCCGAUCCGCUUUUGUCGAGAACUACAACAUGACCGAACUUUACCAGUCCUGGCGUAUAUUCCAGGACCCAGUUGACGGGUUCAAGCUCCAUCUCUUCCAAUUUGACGGAUCACCUCUCGCACCGCAGUUCCAAGUGUCGACCGAUCCAAACAUGCUGCCGACGCAGAUGCUGCGUAACGUCACGCCUGGCUUCACAAGCCAGGACGGGUUCGUCUCGACCGGGAAGCGAGCGGUCCGGAGAAGUGGGAGUGAGCCGCAGACCGGUGGAGCCGUUGCCGGAGGGAGACUCGGUGACGCGAUGGGUGCCAGCAUGCUGUUAUGCGCGAUUGCCGGUGCUGUCUUGGUUGCAAUUUAGUUUUAGAGAAAAAGGAGAAUUGGACAUAUGAUCGUUAAAUGUGGCAUUUACACGUCAGCCCCUCCCUCCCUCCCCUAUCCUAUUCCGUUCCCACCUUUGUCCCCGCUGCUUUCGUAUGCAUCACUAGUACUGCUUCUUGUUACCCCUCCUCCUCACUUCACCUUCCCUAUAAAUCCGUUCUUGGACAGUUGAACCCUUUUUAACCUUCGAUCAACGAAGUUGAGCAUUCUUCAUCUGUGUCUGGCACGCUAGCAUCAUCCAUAUUGAAUAUAUAUUUUUACCUCCUCUUUCGGGAUUUCCCACCCCUCCUCCUCUCUCCUGCCCUCACGUCCCAUUUGGACUUCUUACCUUUUAUACCCUGCUCGCAGACGUCCACUCCUUUUCUCCCGCUCUUUCUCUUUUU